ACAUGGCAAAAGAGGUUGUUGUUAAGGCAGAAGAACGACCGACGACUACCGAGGAACCGCCUAAGAAACUGAAACCAUGUUGUGCCUGUCCGGAAACGAAAAAGAUUAGAGAUUCGUGUAUUAUGGAAAACGGAGAAGAAAACUGCCAGCAUUUAAUCGAAGCACAUAAGGAAUGUAUGAGAAAAAUGGGCUUUAAUGUAUGAAUCCUUCCUUAUGAUGUAAUUACUAUACUUCUAGUCUGUUUGAUAUACAUUUACAAUAUGUAUAAUAUAUUAUUUAUUUUUACAUAAU
Molecule: messenger RNA, 291 nt
Organism: Adelges cooleyi (spruce gall adelgid)
Lineage: Eukaryota; Metazoa; Arthropoda; Insecta; Hemiptera; Adelgidae
Gene: Cox17
Product: cytochrome c oxidase copper chaperone
Exons: 1
Coding region: 3-203 (66 amino acids)
Biological process (GO): mitochondrial respiratory chain complex IV assembly
Cellular component (GO): mitochondrial intermembrane space
Molecular function (GO): copper ion binding; copper chaperone activity
Source: RefSeq, a predicted model, not a curated record